GGUGAACCAACCUAAUCCGGAGUCUGGGCAAUAAAAUUCAAUUCUUACUACCUUGCAGAGUCUUCUUACGAUCUCCCGUCAAUCAGCCUCUGGUAGCUUGCAAGCCGACUGGUUGGCCCCUCAAUAUAUAAAUUCAGCCUGAAUGUCGCCGGAGAUGUCGCUUGCCAACGCGUGGUUUUCGAUAUUUUUCAACUCUUUCAGGAUAGAUUCUUGAGUUGCGUAAUCAUGGUUCAGUCAUAUGUUGAAGGUUUUUGCGUUCGUUGUUUGUUUUCAUUUCUCUGAUCGCAAGAUCGUCAUAUUGUCUGAACUCCCGGGAGUACCGUCAACAUGGUGAACCCAACGGCCAUAUUUCUUCCGUUGUAUAUGUACCCCAUCAAUUCUUCUUGGGACGGUGUCAUAAGAAAGAUUGCGGAGUAUCGGGAUGUCAAUUUCCAAAUCGUCAUUGCGCCGAAUCUGAUCAACGUUAUUCCUGAUAUCAACUACCUCACACAACUCGAAAUCCUAAACAGCCACCGCAAUGUGCAAACACUUGGUUACGUACCAACCCACUGGGCAACUAGAGAUAUGGCCUUGGUCCAGGAAGAGAUCGAUUGCUACGCUUCUUGGGCCAAUUAUACCGAUGCGAAUAUUCAAGUUUCCGGUAUUUUCUUGGACGAGGCGCCUUCAUCACCUAGUCCCGAGAACCUGAGCUACAUGAGCAAUGUCACAGCUUAUGCCAAAAGUCUACUAAGUCCCGGGAAAGACAAGAUUACUUUUAAUCCUGGAGUGUCUGUUGAUGCGACCUUCUACGACAUCGCCGACGAGAUCAUUAUUUUCGAGAAUACGUGGGCAAAUUUUCAACAGGCUGCAAUACGUCCUGUGCCCCCGGAGCAACAACAGAAAUCGAUAUAUCUGAUACAUAAUUUUACGGCGGGUUCUAGAUUGCAAGACGAUUUGAUCAGUAAUUUGACGGAUCAGCAUGUUGCUGGGGCUUAUGUUACCACGCAGGAUGGAUAUACGUCAAUGAGUCGAUUAUGGGCAGACUUAGUUGAUGCUAUAGAUCACGCAGGAGACAAGUUGUCUGGUAGGGAUGAGAAUUUCCAAAACUAUGAGGAUGCUGACGUCCGAUAAGAUGACGAGGACGACGAUGAGGAGGGAGGGGAUAACGAUUGCGACAACGAUGAGGAGCGGAGAUGA
Molecule: messenger RNA, 1176 nt
Organism: Hymenoscyphus albidus
Lineage: Eukaryota; Fungi; Ascomycota; Leotiomycetes; Helotiales; Helotiaceae
Source: the annotation of a GenBank genome assembly